AUGGGCAUCUUCCACCGAGUAGCCAGCUGGGAAUUCCGACAUAGACAACAGGAACAUCGCCCUGGAUCACACGAAGUGCUCAGUAAAUUGGCGAUUCUAGCGAACCAAUCCGUUCUUCAGCUCCUCAGUGGUCAGCACGCUACGAGAAACAUCGUCGAGUCCGCUGCUAACAUCGCGACGAGGCAAUGUCACUCCAUAGAUAAAUAUACAACGAAGAAGGACGAACUUGAAAAAUGUAGACAGCUGCGCCAUGGUGUUGAACACUACCUCGGCCUUCAUAUUGCCCCCAGACGAUCAACUCAGCUUAAGAACAGCAAGCAACUUGAUAGUCCUGAGCAGACCAAAGCCUCGGAAAGUCUUUGCAAGAAGCCACCUUGUUCUCACAAGCGAUACUCGCAAAACCAGCAGGAGACUGAACUCGGGAAGCGGUUUGAUCCCACCCGCAGACCUCCAACUCCCGUCGCUUGGGCCACCAGCGGGACAUAUAAGAGACUUCCAAGACACUCGACCAGGAUUCGUACCACCAAAGCCCCGCAGCCGGUGACGAUCCCGCCUUGUUAUGCUUCUGGAAUCGACUACUGGCUUGGAAGCUUUUGGGACGACAAUCUCAUUUGCCAGGCGAGGGGCACACCGGUUCUGAACCUUGUCCCUCCCCCUGAGGAUGACGAGGACGUCCGCUUUUGGAAGCAGCGGGCUGACAUUUGGUCUAGACCAUCGCCCUCACCCCACGACGCAUGCGACAAGUCUCUACUGUACGGGAACAGGUAUGAGCGGUGUCGGAAGCCAAGCAAACGUCAGGCUGCUUCAACUGACUUGUCAGCAUGCCCUACAGUAUCCAGCCCUCUCCAUGUUGUGAACCUUGAUAGCGGUAGCGGCGUUCAAGGCGAUGAGGCACAAAUCUUGAAAAAGGACCCCAUCAACGUGGCAAAUCCGGCAGCUUCUGACUAUCUGACCCGGGCAAAAGAGUAUCCGCCGUUGACCUACAACGGUGACGAGUGGGGAGACGAGCUGGUUGACUCUGGUUACUAUCUAGGGAUCGUGGAUCAAGAUUACCGUAGAACCACAUACUACGACGACGAUCUUACUUCACUCGCAGUCAAGUACGAUACGUACUUUUGCUACUAA
Messenger RNA from Pyricularia grisea, 1125 nucleotides. RefSeq lists its product as uncharacterized. The record is from RefSeq and is a predicted model, not a curated record. The transcript has a single exon. Lineage: Eukaryota; Fungi; Ascomycota; Sordariomycetes; Magnaporthales; Pyriculariaceae. The coding region runs from base 1 to 1125 and encodes 374 amino acids.